This is a messenger RNA of Hemicordylus capensis (graceful crag lizard), 3334 nucleotides long. RefSeq names its product zinc finger protein 345-like. The record is from RefSeq and is a predicted model, not a curated record. The transcript has 6 exons. NCBI's taxonomy places the organism in Eukaryota, Metazoa, Chordata, Lepidosauria, Squamata, Cordylidae. The coding region runs from base 374 to 2710 and encodes 778 amino acids. Gene Ontology annotation, molecular function: DNA-binding transcription factor activity, RNA polymerase II-specific; RNA polymerase II cis-regulatory region sequence-specific DNA binding. Gene Ontology annotation, biological process: regulation of transcription by RNA polymerase II.
GGAAGCAAAUCGCUUCUGCUUUUCCUCUUCCCCUUGCUUAAGCUGGAGAGGAAGCAGCAGAGGGAGGAGGCAUUUACUUAAGCGGAUUCUGCAGAAAGAGGACCGAUGGGAGAGCGGGUAUAUCCCAUCCCUUCCAGCACCAAGCCCGCUUUCCUGCCUUGCAUUGCCUUUCCUGGAAGCCAGCCCCUCCCAUGGGCGCUUUACAUCGGAUGCUUAGAGAGCUGCCGGAGAAGCAACGUUUUGCAGGUAAAUUAAAUCAUUGUCCAGAGAAAACAACUUGACAAAGACUCUUUGGCUAUAUGAGACUAACUGUGGGUCUAAGGAGAUCUUUUGGCUGCGUUAGAAGUUUCACUUGAGCGCAAAGAAACAAAAAAUGAAUUUACAAAGCUCUGUAAGUAAUGGAUCAGGGAAGGGGACAGAAAAAGACCCUCCAAGCAUCCAAGCUGUGAGUGGCAGGGAAUUCUGGGAAAGAACAGUGCAGAAGAUCCUGGAAGGAGACCCCACCAGCUCAGAUGUCAAAUGCCAGAGACUCAGGCAGUUCUGCUACCAGAAGGCUGAAGGACCCAGAGAUGUUUGCAGCAGACUCCACACCCGUUGCCAUCAGUGGCUGAAGCCAGAAAAGCACACCAAAGCUCAGAUGCUGGACCUGGUGAUCCUGGAGCAGUUCCUGACUGUCCUGCCCCCGGAGAUGGAGAGCUGGGUCAGAGAAUGCGGAGCGGAGACCAGUUCCCAGGCGGUGGCCUUGGCAGAAGGUUUCCUCCUGAGCCAGGCAGAGGAGAAGAGGCAGGAGGAGCAGCAGGCACUGGGUAUGUUAGCCAAAGUGACCACUGAUCCUCUGCAGGCAGAGAAGGCUCCGUCAGACACCAGGCAGAAGCUGCUGUUCAAGGGGAUCCUGCGGGAGGAGGAGGGGGAUGGAGCAACCACCUCACUGGGCAGUGAAAUGUCCCUGGAGAUUCCUUCUAGGCCGCCUACUCUUGGUGGAGGAGUGGAAGGGGUUGCUGUGCAGUCACCAGAUCAGGGACCCGUGUCCUUUGAGGAGGUGGCUGUGUGUUUCUCCGAGGAGGAGUGGGCUCUGCUGCAUCCAGGCCAAAGGGCUGUGCACACUGAAGUCAUGGAGGAGAUUUUUGGGCAUCUGUCCUUUCUGGGAAAGGACUUUCUGGGUAAUCAGAGGAAGAACAGAAAAAUGGGGGAAGCAUCAAGAAGAAAAACUGAAGAAAAAGAGAAGAAGACCGCAGCUUCUGAAGCGACAGACUUCUGUGCAAUUCAAGUUGAAGAUGAGGCUGGUAACAUCCCUCUAAGAGGAAACAUCUUAACUAAUAAAUUACAUGUUAGUGCAGAUCACAGAAUCCACACAAGUGUGAAAGCGUGUCAAUGCACAAUGUGUGGAAACAGCUUCAGCGAUCAGUCGAACCUUUAUGAACACCAAAGAACCCACGCAGGAGAGAAACCAUGCUUGGAGUGUGGAAAGAGCCACAACAAUGCCCUUGUUGUCCACCAGUGUGUCUGCAAAGGAAAGAAACCAGAUACAUGCUCCAAGUACGGAAAGAGCUUCAGUGGUAGAGAUAAGCUUCCUUCCCAGCAAAGAUGCCACACAGGAAAGAAACUCUAUACCUGCUCAGAAUGUGGAAAGAGCUUCAGUCAGAAGGCUUACCUUUCUGUGCAUCAAAGAAUCCACACAGGGGAGAAAGAAUACACAUGCUCAGAAUGUGGGAAGAGUUUCAGCUGUAACUCAAGCCUUACCUCCCAUUACAAAAUCCACACAGGAGAGAAACCCUAUACAUGCUCAGAGUGUGGAAAGAGCUUCAGACAGGAAGGCCACCUUUCUGCCCAUCAAAGAAUCCACACAGGAGAGAAACCCUAUACAUGCUCAGAGUGUGGAAAGAGCUUCAGGCUCAAGGGCCAUUUCUCUGCCCAUCAAAGUAUCCACACUGGGGAGAAACCCUAUACAUGUUCAGAGUGUGGAAAGAGCUUCAGUCGGAAUUCCUACCUUUCUGUCCAUCAGAGAAUCCACACAGGGGAGAAACCAUCUACAUGCUCAGAAUGUGGAAAGAGUUUCAACUGUAACUCAAGCCUUACCUCCCAUUACAAAAUUCACACAGGGGAGAAACCAUAUACAUGCUCAGAAUGUGGAAAGAGCUUCAGUCGGAAGGGCAAGCUUUCUGCCCAUCAAAGAAUCCACACAGGCGAGAAACCAUAUACAUGCUCAGAAUGUGGAAAGAGCUUCAGGCAGAAGGACUCCCUUUCUGUCCAUCAAAGGAUCCACACAGGCGAGAAACGAUAUACAUGCUCAGAGUGUGGAAAGAGCUUCAGCUACUACUCAAAGCUUGCUCACCAUUAUAAAAUCCACACAGGAGAGAAACCUUAUAGAUGCUCUGAGUGUGGAAAGAGCUUCAGUCAGAAGAACUCCCUUUCUGCCCAUCAAAGAAUCCAUACAGGAGAGAAACGAUAUAAAUGCUCAGAGUGUGGAAAGAGCUUCAGCCACUGCUCGAACCUUAUCUACCAUUAUAAAAUCCACACAGGAGAGAAACCCUAUAAAUGCUCAGAGUGUGGAAAGAGCUUUAGACAGAAGUACUACGUUUCUAUUCAUCAAAGAAUCCACACAGGGGAGAAACCCUAUACAUGCUCAGAGUGUGGAAAGAGCUUCAGCCUCAACUCAAGCCUUACCUCCCAUUACAAAGUCCACACAGGAGAGAAACCAUCUAAGUGCUAGGAGUACAGAAAGAGCUUCUUUCAGAGGAUACAUCUUACUUUUCACUGGGGUGCGGGGGAAGAAGUCGUCUCACAGAAGAGAAGCCAUAUGUUUGCACAGGAAACAGAGCUUCAGGAAGAAAGCUGUCAGGAACCAACCACACCCAGAGAUUGAAGAAACCUCUUCCAGGAAGGAGGAGGAAUUGAUCUCUGCACAUGCUUCUGGCACCUGGCAUAAUUUUGCAAUGAACACAGCUCUUGAGUGACAACCAGAGUUCGCCUUCCCAUAGGAGAUAUCACCCCUUCCCCUGCCAUCUGGACCUCUGGCCUCCCUUAACCCUGUGCCCCCAGUAACCCCAGGAGGAGCAGCAGCAACAGCAGCAGAAAAUGUGGGCUGAGGUCUAGUACCAGUGAGGGCAUGCCUCUCCAUAGUCCAGAUACAUCAGAUACUUCCAUCCUUUCCCGUCCAUACAGCUUACAAGGACUUGAGGGAGGUGGACAGAGGCUUCUUGUGGUGGCCUGUGGGUGUCCAAGAGGGAAAGUACUUGCAUGGACACACCCUACCUGUGAUGGUGUGCUGCUGCACCCAACUAGAAUGGCAAGAGGCCAAGGAUAUCUUAAGUAUAUUUAUGCGAAUGAAGCAGCA